AUGGUGGGUCGGAAUAACGACUCUCUCAUCUUCAAACACUUGUCCACCACCCAGGCCGGGUGCUGUAAGCCGCCCGAGUAUUGUGGAUUUACGAUGAAGAAUGCUACGUUUUGGGAAGUGCCCAAGUCGGGUUUGGCUGCGAAUAACUCUGAUUGUGCGACAUGGAAUAAUAGACAAGACAAACUGUGUUACGAAUGCAAUGCAUGCAAAGGAGGAGUGUUGGCUAAUAUAAGGAACCAAUGGAGACAUUUAACUGUGUUUAAUGCUAUUGUGCUUGUACUUGUUACGUCAUUUACGCUAUGGGAUGCCAUGCCAUCAGGAACAACCGAACGAUUCGCUCAUUCAACAUCCUUAAUUACUUUAUGUCUUAAGUUUGUUAUUUAUCUAGUUUUUGAAUGCUAUACUGAUGCUAUUCCUUCCGUGCCUUUGACAGGAGCAUUAGGCACAAGUCUUGAACAAAAUUAUUUUGCUCACACACAGACUUGA
Molecule: messenger RNA, 486 nt
Organism: Vicia faba (fava bean)
Lineage: Eukaryota; Viridiplantae; Streptophyta; Magnoliopsida; Fabales; Fabaceae
Source: the annotation of a GenBank genome assembly